Messenger RNA from Chara braunii, 1302 nucleotides. The record is from the annotation of a GenBank genome assembly. NCBI's taxonomy places the organism in Eukaryota, Viridiplantae, Streptophyta, Charophyceae, Charales, Characeae.
GGUAAGAAGAACCCACGUGCGGCUUGCUGGGGAAAAAGAACCCAGGUGCGGCUUGCGCGGGAAAAAGAACCCACGUGCGGCUUGCGCGGGAAGAACCCACGUGCGGUGUGCGCGGCAGAGGGAGAGAGGGAUUGCUAUUGAGAGCCUGUCUGACCUGGAAGACUGCUGCUGAGGAAGGUCAGGCAGCCGAUGGCCAAGCGAAAGGAACGCGAUGAUGACGCCGAUGACGCACCGAGGGAGAGCGCGCGUUUGCGGCCGUCGAUUGUCAAGGACAAAACCAAGCGAUCUGAAUUGAUGGCCAAGCUUCGGCGAGAAAAGACGAAGGAAAAGAAGAAGCGGAUAAAGGAAAGAAAUAAGGCUGAGGAAGAAGCGAUUGCCUUAGGCGAAGAGCUCUUACAAGACGAAGAAGCCGAUGAAUUUGCCGCUCAUUUCAACCGGGUUCAGACACCAAGGGUGCUUAUCACCACAUGCCCGCACCCUCACAAGGUGGUCUAUCCUUUUAUCGGCGAGCUCUUGUGUGUAAUCCCAGAUGCCAUCUACUACAGACGAGCGGGGUACCCCUUAAAGAAGAUCGUCGAGUAUGCGACGAACGGCGACUUCACUGCGAUGAUUGUCAUCCAUGAGAACCGGAAUAGGAUUAAUGGGAUGCUCAUCAUCAGCCUCCCAGAAGGCCCAACAGCACAUUUCAGGGUAUCGAGUGUAGUUCUUGGGAAAAAAAUCAAGGGUCAUGGUCGACCCACACACCAUAAGCCGGAGCUGAUUCUCAAUAACUUCGACACACGUCUAGGACACCGGCUUGGCAGGAUGAUUGCUUCACUGUUUCCGCAAGAUCCUCAAUUCCGGGGCCGUCGAUCAGUUACGUUCCAUAAUCAGAGAGAUUUCAUCUUUUUUCGGCAUCACAGAUUCAUCCAGGAAUGUGGACCGCGGUUUACGCUGAAGCUCAUGAGCAUUCAGAAAGGAACGUUUGACACCAAGCAUGGAGAGUUUGAGUGGAUUCGCAAGGCAUCUCUGGGGAACGGGAGAAAACAGUUCUAUCUGUAAAUGGAGUUGAUUUUCUCAAAAAAAUUGAUGUAAUUUGCUCUUUUCGUGAUUCCCUAUCUCCCUUUGUUGCCUCUCUCUAUCUCUCCGCGUGCAUGGCUGGAAAGCAGUGUAUCUUACCAUGUUCCAGUGAAAGAUUCAUUCCGAUUUUGCUCAUCCUAUCGAUUGAAGUAUCCUCUCUCUAUCUCUCUGCGUGCAUGGCUGGAAAACUAACUCUCUCUCUCUCUCUCUCUCUCUCUCUCUCUCUCUCUCUCUCUCUCUCUC